GGCAAGGGCGGCGCCAAGCGCCACCGUAAGAUUCUCCGCGACAACAUUCAGGGCAUCACCAAGCCCGCCAUCCGCCGUCUGGCGCGUCGUGGCGGUGUCAAGCGUAUCUCUGCCAUGAUCUACGAGGAGACCCGCGGUGUCCUCAAGUCCUUCCUCGAGGGUGUCAUCCGUGACGCCGUCACCUACACCGAGCACGCCAAGCGCAAGACGGUCACGUCGCUCGACGUCGUCUACGCCCUCAAGCGGCAAGGCCGCACCCUCUACGGCUUCGGCGGCUAA
Thermothelomyces thermophilus ATCC 42464 is the source of this 279-nucleotide messenger RNA. Its product is annotated as H4-like protein. Gene Ontology annotation, molecular function: protein heterodimerization activity; structural constituent of chromatin; DNA binding. The annotation marks the transcript as partial. The record is from RefSeq and is a predicted model, not a curated record. The transcript has 2 exons. Gene Ontology annotation, cellular component: nucleosome. Gene Ontology annotation, biological process: nucleosome assembly. Lineage: Eukaryota; Fungi; Ascomycota; Sordariomycetes; Sordariales; Chaetomiaceae.